AUGUGGACUACUAGCGGCCCGUUGGCGCUGCACGCGCUGCACGCGCUGCAUGCGCUGCACGCGCUGCACGCGCUGCACCUCACCGUGGGUUUCGCGGAGGCGGACGUGGGGGUUCAUGUGCGCUCGAUUGAGCUGAUGGAUUCUCCCGAGGGCAGAAUAUGCGUUAAUUCGAAAUGCUUCGAGAGGAGCGGUUGCAAGUUCACGGGCACCAAAGUCAGGUUGGAAUGCAGUGCCGAGCCCAGCCCCAACUUUCAGCCGCUCCCGCAGUUCACCUUUCGCAUUGACUGCAGAGGGGCGAAGGGAAACUUCCAAAAUCUGACGCUGUAUAGUCGUGGCAAAGCCUGUGGCCGACUGGCCUAUAAGAAGUACUACAAGAAGAAUGGAAACAGCUCAGGCCAUUUGCCGAUCCCAACAACUCCUUGGCUGCCUUUGAUUUCUGAUCAUAUUGUGACCUUAGAGAAGGAUGAUGUGAUGGACCUCCAGUGUGUGCUCCUGCCCUUUGACCCCUUUCGCCAUUGGAAGAGUCCAAACUCACGCACGCAUCCUUGGUCUGCAAGCUUCCGUUUAAUUUCGGAUGGCCUGAUUGAGUCCGAGAAAUUCCAGAAAUUCAUCGACUUUUGCCUCUCUUCCCCCGUGAGCAUGCUUCCAUCUUGUGCCGCAGCCGUGGAGAAGACCUAUGGGUGGACGAUGGAGUUGUGGGAAUCCAUCAAUUAUACCCAUUUUCUCCGCCUCAAAAGCCCCACCUUGGGGUUCCUUGAACCUCCCAAGCUGGAUCUGGAGACGCAGCAGGGGGAAAUUUUUCAGGUGGACAAAGAUUUCUUGAAGGUAAGAGUAUUGGAAACUACCAGUGAUUGGCGAUUUCAUCAGCCUUCUGAGGGGUUGGUGAAGCUUGAUGAAACUUUCUACAGCUCUUCCAUUGGACCCAAUGGGACCUUUGCGGUGGACUUGAAGCUGGAAGUGAACCCUGAUGCACUUCCCCUAGAUGCAGAAAAUGUUAAUGUGACGCUGCAAGUGACGUUUCCCCAGAAAAGGGGCCCAACGGUGUUUUCCGUGAUGGUUCCUAUGAACAACACAGGAGUACCAGCUGAGGGCGAAUCUUUUCCCAUGGUGGUGAUUUGGUUCAUUGUGUUCUUGAUGCUGAUCUUUCUGGUGGCCGCCGUGGGCUAUGUCUACCGGGAUGAAGUGGCACAAAGUUUCUUCUUCCCAACGGUCCCAACGUCCAGUGAAAGGCACCAAAGCUCCAUCGAGCUGCGGAGAACUUGAGCUGGGCAGAAAGCGAGAGUCGUUUUUGGUUUAGCGCCAUGAUGGACUUCGGUUUUUGGGACGCUUUAUUUCAGACACCCAGCAAAUUGAUGCAAAUUGCUGGUACAACAAACAUGGUCCAUGUAAAGCUGCCAGGCUUAUCUUCAACCAAUCACGAAAGGUAGCGUUAGCUAUCUGAGUUAAUGUGUGUUUGCACAAGAGCGGUCCAUUUGUACUUCAUAGUCAUGUUUUGGGAGCAAGUAGGAAAUCUUUACUUGUGGCCUCCCCCCAAGUUGCAAAUGGUGCAGCUGAAUCUGGCUCCCCGUGCCUACUUUGACGGAGUGAAAA
This is a messenger RNA of Cladocopium goreaui, 1590 nucleotides long. The record is from the annotation of a GenBank genome assembly. Lineage: Eukaryota; Dinophyceae; Suessiales; Symbiodiniaceae.